UUCCGGUGCGCCGGACGCAGACCCGCUGUACGGAGGCGGGCACGCACACGAGCACGCACGCCCUCCUCUCGCGCCGCCGCGGUCGUUCCCGCGUACACCAGCCGCGCCGUCAGUUCGGCAGAGAUGCUGCGGGCCUGUCAGUUAUCCGGCGUGACCGUCGCGGCCCAGAGUUGUCUUUGUGGGAAGUUUGUCUUCCGUCCACUACGACCAUGGCGUAGAUACUCCACUUCAAGAAGUUCUGGGUUGACUUCUGGUAAAAUCGCUGGAGCUGGCCUUUUGUUCGUUGGUGGAGGGGUUGGUGGCACUAUCCUGUAUGCCAAAUGGGAUUCCCACUUCCGGGAAAGUGUAGAGAAAACCAUACCUUACUCAGACAAGCUUUUUGAGAUGGUUCUUGGCUCUGCACCUUAUACUGUUCCAUUACCAAAGAAACCGAUUCAGUCUGGUCCACUAAAAAUCUCCAGCGUAUCAGAGGUGAUGAAAGACUCCAAACUGCCGGUGGCACAGACCCAGAAACAGAAGGGAGACACUCCAGCUGCAGCAGCAUCCACAGGGGCAGCUCAAAUUAUUUCUGCAGCAGGUGAUGCGCUUUCGGUCCCAGCCCCUGCGGUUCAUGAGGACACUAUAAAAACCGAUCGUCCCAACAUUUCUGAAGAAAAACCCACAUCUGUAACCUCAGAGGAAGCAUUCUCAUCUCCUGUAAGGGAGCGACCACCUGAAGAAGUUGCAGCUCGCCUAGCGCAACAGGAAAAGCAAGAACAAGUUGAGAUGGAGUCUCUAGCCAAGAGUUUAGAAGAUGCUCUGAGCCAGACUACAUCUGUCACUCUACAGGCUAUCACGGCCCAGAAUGCUGCAGUUCAGGCUGUCAAUGCACACUCCAACAUACUGAAAACAGCCAUGGACAACUCUGAGAUUGCAGGUGAGAAGUCGGCCCAGUGGCGAACAGUGGAAGGUGCAUUGAAGGAACGAAGAAAAGCAGUUGAUGAAGCUGCCGAUGCCCUUCUUAAAGCCAAAGAAGAGUUAGAAAAGAUGAAAAAUAAAAUUGAAGACGCAAAGAAAAGAGAGGUUGUUGGGGCCAAACCUCAUAUAACUGCUGCAGAGGGGAGACUUCACAACAUGAUAGUUGAUCUGGAUAACGUGGUCAAAAAGGUCCAGGCUGCUCAGUCUGAGGCUAAGGUGGUGUCUCAGUAUCAUGAACUUGUGGUCCAAGCAAGGGAUGACUUUAGGAAAGAGCUGGACAGCAUCACUCCAGACAUCACUCCUGGAUGGAAAGGGAUGAGUAUUUCUGACCUAGCUGACAAGCUUUCUACUGAUGACCUGAACUCGCUGAUUGCUCAUGCCCAUCGUCGCAUCGAUCAGCUCAACAAAGAGCUAGCACAGCAGAAAGUCACAGAGAAACAACACAUCGAGCUAGCCCUGGAGAGGCAAAAGCUAGAAGAAAAGCGGGCCUUUGAUUCUGCAGUGGCAAAGGCAUUGGAGCACCACAGAAGUGAGAUACAGGCAGAGCAGGACAGAAAGGUAGAGGAAGUCAGGGAUGCCAUGGAGAAUGAAAUGCGGACCCAGCUGCGGCGACAGGCCGCUGCCCACACUGAUCAUUUACGAGAUGUCCUCAAGGUUCAAGAGCAGGAACUGAAGUAUGAAUUUGAACAGGGCCUGUCUGAGAAACUGUCAGAGCAAGAAUUAGAGUUUCGUCGUCGCAGUCAAGAACAAGUUGACAACUUUACUCUGGACAUAAACACUGCCUAUGCCAGGCUGAGAGGAAUCGAGCAGGCUGUUCAGAGUCAUGCAGUUGCUGAAGAAGAAGCUAGAAAAGCCCACCAGCUCUGGCUCUCAGUGGAGGCACUGAAGUACAGCAUGAAGACCUCGUCUGCGGAAGCGCCUACCAUCCCACUGGGGAGUGCAGUUGAGGCCAUCAGAGUCAGCUGCUCUGAUAAUGAAUUUACCCAGGCUCUAACGGCAGCCAUUCCACCAGAAUCCCUGACCCGGGGGGUAUACAGUGAAGAGACCCUAAGAGCCCGUUUCUAUGCCGUUCAAAAACUAGCCCGAAGGGUAGCCAUGAUUGACGAAACCAGAAAUAGCCUGUACCAAUACUUCCUUUCCUACUUGCAGUCCCUACUUCUGUUCCCGCCUAAGCAACUGAAGCCUCCAGCAGAGCUCUACCCUGAGGAUGUAAACACAUUUAAAUUGCUCUCAUAUGCCUCCUAUUGUAUUGAGCAUGGUGACCUGGAGCUGGCAGCAAAGUUUGUCAAUCAGCUAAAAGGGGAGUCCAGAAGAGUGGCGCAGGACUGGCUGAAGGAGGCCCGCAUGACCCUAGAAACAAAGCAGAUAGUGGAGAUCCUGACUGCAUACGCCAGCGCCGUAGGAAUAGGAACCACUCAAGUGCAGCAAGAGUAAGGCCUAGGAAGAGUUGUGUGAUGUCAUUUCAUAUCACGGGAAAUCAGCAUUGGUAUCUGCAGGGUUUGCAACAAGGGUCCCAGAAUUGUCUAGAAGUGAGCAGGUUCCAAGUCCUGUGUGAGAUGUUAACACCUGUUGCAUUUACCGUCCUUACACUGCUAUCAUGCCAAUGAACUCCAGGAGGCUUUAUUUGCAACUUGUGUAACACUUCCUGUUUUUCAGGUUUUACUGAUCAGGCUUGUGAGCCACUCAAAAUAAUGUUUGUGAUCCCUACUAUUGAUUCUGCCCUUGGAGCAAACUGAAUAAAGCAACACAGUGAAAACUGAGCACUCUAUCCCUCUUCAGA
Molecule: messenger RNA, 2737 nt
Organism: Acomys russatus (golden spiny mouse)
Lineage: Eukaryota; Metazoa; Chordata; Mammalia; Rodentia; Muridae
Gene: Immt
Product: inner membrane mitochondrial protein
Exons: 15
Coding region: 124-2391 (755 amino acids)
Biological process (GO): cristae formation
Cellular component (GO): MICOS complex
Source: RefSeq, a predicted model, not a curated record